AUGGUUUCCUUAAUUGUGAGAGAAAGGCUGGAUACAGAGGCAGCUGACAUCCUCAAUGAGCUGCAGGUGAAGCUCAACACCGUCCUCGACAACUUCAGCACCAUAUUUGCCAGGAGUUUCCAGACUCGUAUUAACGGCUGCAUGCGUCAGAUGGCUGAGAUCCUCUACCAGAUCAAAGGCCCACCCAACCACAACACCGCAGAGGCAGAUGCUGACGCCAUACUGAGGCCCCUCAUGGAGUUCCUGGAUGGGAAUCUCAGUAUCUUUGCGGACAUCUGUGAGAAGACGGUGCUGAAGAGGAUCCUGAAGGAUUUGUGGAGGAUUGUCCUGAGCAGCCUGGAGAAGACCAUCGUCCUGCCUCAGAGCAACGACAGCCUGGGGGCCCAGCUCCUCACAGCAGCUAAAGGACUGUCUAAUCUCAAGUCUCAGAGUUGA
Messenger RNA from Chelmon rostratus (copperband butterflyfish), 435 nucleotides. Its product is annotated as protein unc-13 homolog B-like. The record is from RefSeq and is a predicted model, not a curated record. The transcript has 6 exons. Gene Ontology annotation, molecular function: diacylglycerol binding; calmodulin binding; syntaxin-1 binding. Gene Ontology annotation, cellular component: neuromuscular junction; synaptic vesicle membrane; presynaptic membrane. The coding region runs from base 1 to 435 and encodes 144 amino acids. NCBI's taxonomy places the organism in Eukaryota, Metazoa, Chordata, Actinopteri, Chaetodontiformes, Chaetodontidae. Gene Ontology annotation, biological process: synaptic transmission, glutamatergic; dense core granule priming; neuromuscular junction development.